GAAUUCCACACAAUAGUCAAUGAAGCAGCUGGCAUCGUCUUGUUCUCUUUUGGUUCGGUAGCGCCCAGUCAAAAAAUGCCAGCCAGUUGGAAAAUGGCUUUUAUUGAAGCAUUCGAAAGAUUUCCGAAUUAUCACUUUAUCUGGAGAUACGUUGGUAUAGACUUGCAAGACAAACUUCCAACAAAUGUGCACAUUUUCAAAUGGCUCCCACAAUCAGAUCUCUUACAAAAUCCCAAAACCAAGGCUUUUAUAAGUCAUGGAGGAUAUAAUAGUUUGCAGGAAGCAAUUUCCGCAGGCGUACCAUUAAUCACCAUCCCUCUCUUUGGUGACCAACCAAGGAACGCCAGAUUGGCUGAAAGACAUCAUUUUGCAAUUAGGAUUCACAAAAACGAGGUCAGCGUGGAUACGGUAGCAGAUGCAAUAAGUAGAGUGCUUACUGAUGAGAGUUAUUCCAAAAAUAUAAAACGACUAUCGCGGAUGGUUAGGAAGAAACCUGUGAGCGUCAGCCAUCUUCUGGUUUCUUGGGCUAAUUUUGUCGCCGAAUUCAAAGCUUUGGAUAAUCUUGUGCCAGCAGGAAAUAAACUCAACUUUAUUCAGUAUUACUCUCUUGAUGUCAUUGCUUUCUUGUCUAUUGUUGCUGCACUUAUUCUCUUGAUCACUUAUGCUAUUUCGAAAAUUGCAAUGAUGAAAACCGCUAGCAGUGAUGGCGUUUGUGAACCAAAAGAUUUAAUCGCCUGCCAACUUUUCAGCUUCUUCUCACGUUUUCAAGUAACGUCCGUAUUUGGUACCAUACUAUAUAUGCCAUAUAUUACAUAA
This is a messenger RNA of Strongylus vulgaris, 816 nucleotides long. Lineage: Eukaryota; Metazoa; Nematoda; Chromadorea; Rhabditida; Strongylidae. The record is from the annotation of a GenBank genome assembly.